AGGGGUUGUUUGCAGAGGUCAGUGUUUAAGUGAGGAUCUCCGCGGUGCUGCCAGGCUAAAACUCACACCGCUGAUGAAGCUCCACCCCUCCGCCGGUGCCAGUGCUCUUCUGUGAGGAGUGAGGCUCUGUUGCCGUGGACACGAGUCAUGCCCGCCCCUCUCACGCGACUCCUCUUUGCUGCCAUCUGGUGGGCGAGUGCGUGCACAUGCACGAGCGCCUCUGCGCUGCCAACAAACAGCACCUUCCUGUUGAGUCUGCCGGAGGCGGCGGUGUUUGGACUGGGCGCCGACUCCGAGCGAAAGGGAACGCCGCAGGCCGGUCCAGGCGUAGAGAACGGCACGUGCGCUGACCGCGGCGGCGUCGUGGCGGCCGAGGGAAGUGAUGUCAUUGUGGCGCGCGUGCGGCGCAGGAGGGCCAUCUCCAGCCGUGACUUGGCCGCCCUGCUGGACUACCACAACCGCGUGCGCUCCCAAGUCUCCCCACCCGCAGCCAACAUGGAGAUCAUGGUCUGGGAUGACCGAUUAGCCAGGUCGGCCGAGUCUUGGGCAUCUCGCUGCAUCUGGGAUCACGGGCCUUCCCACGUCAUGAAGCACACCGGCCAGAACCUGUCAAUCAACUCGGGCAGGUAUCGCUCCGUGAUUGACCUGGUGCGCUCCUGGCACGAUGAGAGGCACGCCUUCUCCUACCCCACCGGCUGCAACGGAGCAGUCUGCUCACACUACACACAGAUGGUGUGGGCCAACACCAACAGGAUGGGCUGUGCCAUCCACAAGUGCUACAACAUGUACGUGUUUGGCAGCACCUGGAAAAAAGCUGACUUCUUAGUCUGUAACUACUCCAUAAAGGGGAACUGGGUCGGGGAGGCGCCAUACAAGCGAGGCAAGCCUUGCUCCGCCUGUCCGUCCAGCUACGGGGGCUCGUGCUCCAGGAACCAGUGUUCCGGACGCUCCUCGCGCCGCGUCCAGUCGUCGCGCUCCGCCACCUCGUCACGCUCCUCCUACUCCAGAAUCAAGAAGUUUAAGAGGUGGUACUAGCGGAAGCCAUCGGCGAGCCACACAGCUAGCUCACGGAUUAGCCAGUAUCUUUGGAAUUCAGAGCAAAUAUGUUUUUGUGAAGAAACACCACUUUUGUCCAUUUAAUUGUCAGUAAUAUUAUGGCAUAUUCUAUACUAAAAGAAAAUCAACCAGAGUCCCUUUAACCAGUAUCAUUCGCUCAACAUAAUGGCCCUCUGAUAGACUUUUAUAUCAGUUUUUUAUCUGUUUUUAUUGCUGCACCAUUGUCAUUCUACAAUGACAUUAACUUUGAGUGUGUGUAUGAAAAUACGUAUGUGUGUGUGUGCGCACACAAGUUAGUAUGUUUCUCUUUAAAAACAUACUCUACGGAACGGCACCUUCUUUGGCUUAGAAGGCUGCAUGGUUGUGUUCAGACCGAUGUAAAGUAGUUUGCGGAUGGACUUGAAAAAGUGUUUCUUUGUUUGUGUUGGUGUGUACUUGUGCGCAUGUACUUGAGUUUGUGCGUGUCCAUGAGUACAUGAGUGUGCACAUGUUUAAAGUUGCCCCUAACCUGUUUGCACUGUUUUGGUCUGUUAUUUUUGACUUCAGAGGUGAUUUUGUAAAGAUGUUGUCUCUCUACGAUGAAGCACUUUUAUUUUUGUACAUGAAGGUAAACCAUGUUCUGUAGAGUGUGCUUGUAUAUGUAUGUUAUAUGUAUGUUAUGUUAUGUUUUGUAUUGAUGUGUUGCCAGGCUACUAUCUUUUUAAAAUGUGUGUCUUUUCCAAUUGUCCCUGCCAUGCAGAGAUCAUGCAGCCUCUGUCCACAUCACCAUGCUAAUAAACCCCCU
This is a messenger RNA of Sardina pilchardus (European sardine), 1840 nucleotides long. RefSeq names its product R3H domain containing-like (gene r3hdml). The record is from RefSeq and is a predicted model, not a curated record. The transcript has 6 exons. NCBI's taxonomy places the organism in Eukaryota, Metazoa, Chordata, Actinopteri, Clupeiformes, Clupeidae. The coding region runs from base 148 to 1035 and encodes 295 amino acids.